Rhipicephalus sanguineus (brown dog tick) is the source of this 6781-nucleotide messenger RNA. Its product is annotated as condensin-2 complex subunit H2. Gene Ontology annotation, molecular function: chromatin binding. The transcript is spliced from 18 exons. Gene Ontology annotation, biological process: meiotic chromosome condensation; mitotic sister chromatid separation. The coding region runs from base 269 to 2407 and encodes 712 amino acids. Gene Ontology annotation, cellular component: nucleus; condensin complex. The record is from RefSeq and is a predicted model, not a curated record. NCBI's taxonomy places the organism in Eukaryota, Metazoa, Arthropoda, Arachnida, Ixodida, Ixodidae.
AAAGCGUACGCGCGAAAUAAAAACAUGCAAAACAACUAUUUGCUACUAUGCUCUAUGCUCCGUUGAUGCCGAUGUCGGUAUCCUCUGGUUUCGCUUGAAUGCCACUAUGCCUGGCGUUACCUGCAGUGGUUGCGGAUUUCCGCUGGUGAAGAUGCAGGUGAAGUGAGGUGACGCCUUCAACGGACCCGUCUACCUUUGAAGCAGCACGCACCGGAAUCCCAGCAAAGCGCAACCCUGAUCUCUACGGCGGCAAAAAGAGUCCGGAAAAAUGGAUGGGCUGGGGGGCUCAUCCCAGCGGUACCGGGCCCAGGACCGGGAAAUAGAGCAGCGGUAUGCAAACCUGCUUACUCCGAUCCGAGACCUGACCAAGAACUUCGAGGUCGACAUCGCUGCAUACCUGGACCAGUACCUGGGGGAGCUGUCACAAACUCCGAUCACCUACCAGGAAGGCGAAUCCAGCGUCAAUUUCACCCAAGCAGCCUUUCUGAUUCAAGGAAGUGCCUUUGUCUAUGGCAAAAAGGUGGAAUAUCUCCACUCCCUUGUACAAAAGAUGGCAGGAGAAAUAGUUCAUAACAGCCUGAAAGGUCGUGACACGCAGGAGAAUGCCAAAGAAGGUGGUUCAGCAGCCCGGCGGAAAAAAGAUGACACGCAGUUCAUGAUGCAUGAGGACAUGGAGGUCGCAGACAGCUUAGACGACCUGCCGACCCCGCGGCAAGCAGCACGCAACCAGGCUGCUGCACAGCGAAACCAGUUCCGGAGGCAGCGCCGGAGACCUCUGGCCAUGGUCGUCUUUGACACGGAAAAGGAGACCAAGCUCUACGAUCUCAAGGACGAUGUGGUUGGUUUCCGUGUCGACUAUCGGCUGUACAGUGGCGUGGUCGAAAUGGCCGAGAGCCAGGAUCAGCAGGAGUGUCCUCGGGAAGCGGAUACCGCCACGUCCCUUUCCAUGUCACCUGCGCACUCCUCUCUGGACAUGGCCGAUGAUUGUGGGCCAGUUUCCACCGAUAUUUUUUGCCCAGCAUCGCCACUGUUGAUGCCAGAGGAGCCUGAAAUGGUCCCCUUUUGUGGGGACAUAGGGGCCUUCGAGGAGUGUCCAGCGAAGCCAGAUGUGGAGGAGGCCCCCACGGUGCCCGUACCUCCGGUCCGGCAAUCUAGCCUCGCCAAGCGCAUCAAGGAGGAGCGCAUCAAGAAUGAGCAGCAGCAGCAACAUCAGCAGCUGCCUAUACACCCCUUCAUAGUGGUGAAGAGGCUGCAUGACCCUAUGGAGGAAGUGGCGGGCAAGGAUAAGCCCCUGGUGCUUCGCCGGAAGACGCGCAAGCGGCCCUUCGACGAGUCCAACUCCUCGGACGGUGAGAGUGUUUCAACUGUCAUCGUGCCUGUGGCCGCCAUCUGGGUCAAGCAAAGCCACUAUCCACACUUGUUGACCAAGGAGCUGCAGAUGCAAAAGCAAGGACAAAUCCUGCCGGGAGGAGAGCACACUCUGCGGCAAACACUGGAAGCCCUAAAGCAGAUGGACAAAGGGAAGGAGCAGAAUAAGGAUGGCUUCGAGGAUAGUGCCGAGGAUGUGGAUGACGUUGACGAUGGUCCCGACAUGCCUUCUGACGACCUUCCAGGCACAGAACAGGAAGACAAGGACCUUGACCUUGCGUGCUGCGCUGAUAUCAACUUGCCCGUAGCAGCUGAGCAAGGCCCACCUUCAACAGAGGAUUCAUUGGAGAAGGACUCUUACGAGAAGCUGGUCCACAGCUACCUGCAGGAGUUUCAUGAACCUCUGUCAGAGUGUCAGCUCUCGGACCUGCAGAAGAGAGUGGCCGAUUGGGAGAGCAGAAUCAGGCCUCUGCUCGACACUGAAGAGGAGCGGGAGAGCUUCAACAUCCGCACUUACUGCAACCGAGUGCUGGACCACUUCUCUGACGCACCGUCCAAGCAGACCCUCUACUUCCGCCAAAUCUGCAGGGGCCGGCAGGUUUGGGAAGUGCCCCGGUACUUCGCUUCCACACUGCAACUGGCCAACAACUACAACGUGGAGCUUGGCACAGACGGCGUGAUGGAGGAAGGCAUGGACACUCUGCACCUCACGUUGCUGUCGCGGAAGCAGCACUUCCACGAGCUCGAAGAGUUUGGCGAACACCACGUCAGCUUGACGAACUCUUCUGAGCCAGCAAGGAAAGGAAAGCAGCGCAAGCGGCCAGCGGCCGUCUCGCAUCCAGAGGACCCCAGUGAUGUGUUGCGUGAGAACCCCGUGGUCCCCGACCCUGACUUUUGUGCGGACCCACGGCUUCCCCCAACCGUGCGGACAACUGUGCGCGCGAAGACGCGAAUGCGCGCCGUGGCUGCAAUCGCAGCGCUUGCGGACGAUUCCUCCGAAGGUGAAAACGAAGAGAACAUGGCGGCCGCCUUCGUGUAACCUAAGAGACUCCUCCUCGGUGGCGGCUACUGUGUAUGUGUGUGUGUAUGCGUACGUGCACAUGUGUGCGUCGUUUGCCAUGGCCUUCUUGCCUCACCACUUCCACUGCAGAGAAGGAACAUCACGAAGAAGCAAGGAAGGCGUGGCAGCACUGAAAGUUUCACCGUGCUCCUUUUAAAUCCCCUCGACCAUCAUCAUUUGCUGCAGUGAAAGAAAGGAUGCUGAAAGUUUUAGUACUUUGGUUCCACAUUGGUUUCGCUAGUUUAUUUUAUUUUUUUAAUCGAUGACUGGUUUUUCUUAGGCCUCCCAUCCUAAGUUUUACAAAUUUUAUUUAGUUUACAUUGACAUUGCACAGCUGCAUGAAAUGCGAGCAUUUGACAAAGGCAACAAAGCCUGCACUGUGUCGGGCUCAGGUGGGAAAGCUCUACAUUGCAUACCAGACCCACCAUCAUCCUCCAGCCGUGGGUGCCUCUCCUAGGCUGACCCACAGCAUGAGCUGGUGAACGUAGAUAAUCUAGACAACCAUGGUCAUCUUCCAGGAAGCCUUCCUGCGUUUUUCUGAAGCUAGGUUGAGUCAUGGAGGUGAAAAUGGUAGGGCUUAGCUGUCGCACCAGGCGAGUACACGACGCAUUCUCUCACCUGAGCGUGGCAAAUUCAAUCUCCUUCUUGCUUUGUGGGCUUUGUUAAAUGUACAUUUCAGGUAGUGCUACACGUUUUAGCUUAUUCAACUUUUGGUUUCUAAUGCCAGUUCUUUAAAUUCAGUUCCACAUUGUGUAUGUAGAUGAGUAUUUUAACCUUACCGCAUAACUAGCUUCGAGGUCAGUGUGAUGUUUUAACUGCACCGUAGAUGUAAAAUCUGGUUGCACUUUUAUUUGUCCUGUCUCUUUUACUUUACUUUACUUGGUCUCACUUUACAUUACGAUGCUCUGAACCUCUUGUUGAGGUCAUGAGUGUUAUAAAAGGAAAUUAUAUAAAGUGGUUUUAACUGCCUCCAGAAGGAGCUGGGAAACAGCUGCGCUGAAAACGAGGCAAAGUGAAGUAUCACUGAAAUGUUACUCGAACAUUUUUUGUUUGUGGCAGUGGCUCUCUGCUGCUGUACUUGAGGUCGGGGGUUCGAUUCGCGGCACUUGGGGCUUUGUUUCAGCUGCGGAAUGCGAAAAUCUUGUAAACUGCUUCUGGUGCAAUUUGAAGAAACUCGCCCCAUGUCAAAGUUAAUUUGGAACCCUUCACUACAGCAUAUCUUGUCUCUGCGUGUCCCUUGGCGACACCAAUCUGUAGUAAAAAAAAAUGUUUUUAAAGAGGCUAAUGUACUUAUUUGUAAAUUGCUCUUUCGAUUCACAAGUUUCCUCAAAGGUAGCUGGACUUGGGUUUCAGUACAGCCAAUUUGGCGACACUCACUGUGACCUCACGGUUAUUUAAGACUGAACUCUGGAGUCAGUGAGACUUCCUAUUGGUCGACCUACUCUGUAAAUGGCCGCUACCUGAAAGCAAGAGCACUUAGAGAAGGACCAAUGAUUGGUGCAACUACGCACGGAAAACAAAAUACUGCCGUCUCUCUCACUCAGUCUAAAAGUGCAUGCCUAGAUUUUGGCUUUCCUGUGUAACGGUUAGCAAAAGCAGGGCUGGGAUCAUGGGACAGUCCCUUCCAGUUCCAUUCCGCUCUUACGACCGCCCUAGCCAGCAACAGAGUGCAGAAGCGGACUAGAACAGUUGCUAUAUUCUAACUAUGAUUGGCCCUACAAGAAUUAGAGCUUUUGGUAUUGCUUUGUAAUUUCUGGUGCAGUCAGGCUGACCUUUGUGAACUCUCGGUUGUCACGAGGCUAGAUUGCAGAGCCAGGGACGUACGCUACCUUCCUUCUCCGUUUUCCUUGCCAGUCAUCAAACGCACACACAUCACUUCCUCACCUUCUCAUCAUUGUCAAAAAUGCUUACAGUUGGACUGGGCGUAUAGCCACCAUCACUACAUCUAUUUUUUUUUGCGCUUGGAAGCGCUUUUACGUGGACCUCUUACCUCCUUUUCCUGCUCUUUAUGUUCAUGUAUGCAUCUCUCAAGCUGCUUUCUGUGCUUGAGAAUUUUACGUGUUGCCGUUUUUGCUUGACUGGUGAACCUUUUAGGGUCAACGUACUGCUGGACCUCUUAAGUUAAUGCUGUCGAGCACAGCUGCGACGGACUCAUCUGCAAAUUGACUGUGAAUUGGUGUGUGAUUGAAUGCACAUUAUUUUUUUUAACUGCUUGUACCCAACAGUGUAGAGAGACAGUGAGAAUGCUUGUUCGGCUUUAGCGCAUCCAAGCACCUCAUGUCUCGAACCGUGGCUGUAUAUCUAGAAGUUUGGUUCUCUGCCCAUCAGAAAACUUCUUAAGCAAACUUCCAUGCAUGUAAACUGUAUGCGUGGAGCAGUGCUCGUGGUGGUCCAACUGACCGAUCUGUUCUAAUUACCCUCAUGAAUAUGCGUUUCUCACAAAAAUAGCGUGUAGCAAGGGAAGUUCCGAUUUCUUGAUCCAGCGUUAACUGGGUGCACGAAGAUGUAGAAGAAAUGAACUUUUGCAACUCUGGGGGAUAAAAAAAGAACUGUUAGAACUCUUGUCAUUCGCGUGUUCCGCUUUUCUUUGCAGCAGUGCGCGACAACCGUGUCAGAGACUGGACUUUCUUUCACUUGAAAACUAGAACGCGAUAAGAGUGUACAAUGGCUUUUCCCGCUACUGAAACUUCAAAAUGUCAUGUGAGAGAGAUUUUUUGGUUGUAUACAUGUAACGCACUAGCUGUGAAUGUUGACUGGUUCCGCCAUGCAAACCAUUGCGCCAUUGCGUUAACCGCCCUGAUGAGUUCUAAAAGCAGUCUGCAUUUUGCAGUAGUGAUGGCAAGGCAGAUGCCUAACAUUAGGAUGUGCGUUUACUAGAAAGGAAGACUGCAGUGCCUUACCAAUUCAGAUGCGACAGGAAAACGAAAGAAAAAAAAAAAAAGCAACGGAUCAUCAUUGCAGUCUGGUUCUUUUCUCACUCGCGCUCCUUUGUACAGUCCUUAUCUCACGACACUUUAUUAUACACUUGUUGUCAUCAUAUGUGUUGGUAGGCAACGAUGUGCUUUGCUUAUUAGCACCUGCAUAGUUAUUGUACAGAUUUUGUAGCAUUUUUUAUUAUUUUUCAUCUGCUUCUUUACCGUGCGUCAUCAAGGAGUUCUCAAGUUGUGGCAUUUAAAAAAAAAUGAGCCGCCCGGCUUAGCCUCUUGUGUUAGUUUCCUAGGCCCUUGUUAGCACAAGAGGGCACAUUAACGGGACACUAAAGAGGAAAAAAAUAUUUUUUGCGUAUUAGUAAAUUAGUAUUUUACAAUACCAAAAGCACAGCUCUUGCUUGAACAAGAGGCUACGUAUGCGAGGAAACGCGCGAAAAGAAAAAUGCAAGUGGCGACACUAUUUUGAAGUUCCUGCACAAUCUUGCUGUGGGGUCUUAGAUGUUGACGGAUCUACUAAGGCCUACAUAGUUCUUAAUUGGGAAGAGUGUUAUCUUUUGAGCUAGCCAUAGACUCAACAUACCAAGUUUCAAGAAAUUCUGUCGAGCUAUGUGGCCAAAAUACGAGAAAAAAAAGUUCCCCUGAAAUCCGCGACGUCACGUCAGCGCUCAUGUGCGGAGAUUUAUAUGUAAAGUUUUAUCACUUUGAAUUGAUUGUUUCACUUUAGUGUCCCUUUAAAGUGUUCAUUGGCCAAUGCAAUCGACAUCUGCGUUUUAGCCGAUGUUGAGGCUGAAAAUUAAGGGGCAGGCUUCACCAGAUUAAGUAUUAUGGCUUAGCUUGAGACUGCCUUGGGAGGAGAAGACAAGGAAUGGAGCUCAAGUUAGGUUCAGAAGGCUCAGCGAUUCUUGCAUUGUUGCUAACCUGCAUGUUAAAAUUUAAUCUUUUUGCCAGGGUUGCUUUUGUUCUGUGCAGGCUGCACUGUUGUAUCGCUUGCAGAGGGUGAGAAAUGGUGGGAAUGGCGCCUGUACUUCUGGGACAUUUAAAGUAUAUACUAUACGUCUGUGUACAGCCAACCACAGCUUUAUUUAUGUAGAGCCAUUGUAAAUAGUGUACAUUAUGACCAAAGCAUUCACAAAAGCACCAUAGCAGCAGCUGCCAAAUGAUUUGAGUGGCACGCUACAUUUUUAUUUUUUUGCUGGAACCUCUGUAAUGUAAUAUAUGUCCAUAUUUGGAAGAAAAGCUCACAGUUUUCAGACCAGUGUGAUUCAUUCAGAUUGCCUUUCAUACCCACUUUUUCUUUUUGUCGGCACUGAAAGAUUUUAUUUGUACCCCAUUUCGAUGAACAUCUGGCGCACUAUUUGAGCGAAAAGAAGAUGACAAAAUUUGUGGAAAUGUUUUGAGGACAUUAAAUGCAUAUUGGACUGGU